AUGACCGUUAACGCCCAUUUAUUUCUUUUCAUCUUUACUUGUGUCAGGAGUCUAUCAGAAACCGUCUCUCUACCUUCUCAAGGUAGGGGUAAGGCUGCGUACAAUCUACCCUUCCCAGAUCCCACUUUGUGGGAUUAUACUGCAUUUGUUGUUGUUGCAUUUCACAUAAUUAAGUUCACCUUGUUUUCUGGUGUUUCCAAAAUAGGUAUUAUUUCAUGGCUAUUCCUAUCAGCAAUUGCUGCUGGAAUGUACUUCAAUGUUCCAGGGGAGUACUUAUAUAUUGGAGCAGCUGUGUUUACAAUUGUGUUUUGCAUUAUUGAGAUGGACAAACCAAGUGAAGCUCACAAUUUUGAGCCUCAGAUAUAUAACAUGGAACGAGGAGCACGAGACAAGUUAAUAUCGGAUUAUAACACCAUGGAUAUUUGGGAAUUCAAUGAGAAAUAUGGUGAUAUAUGGGAUUUCACUGUUAAGAUUCAGAAGGAUGAUAUCAUGAAAAGAUAAAAGUACAAUGAAACAAAUUGUGUUUUGGAUCGUCGAUCUAGUUGUAUAAUCAAUGUAUAUAUGACAUUUCAUGUGAAUGAUAUCUUUUUUGUAAUUAGUUAUUGUUGUAAAUUAGUUUUUGGAAA
Nicotiana tabacum (common tobacco) is the source of this 626-nucleotide messenger RNA. The record is from RefSeq and is a predicted model, not a curated record. NCBI's taxonomy places the organism in Eukaryota, Viridiplantae, Streptophyta, Magnoliopsida, Solanales, Solanaceae.